This is a messenger RNA of Dujonia railenensis, 1149 nucleotides long. The record is from the annotation of a GenBank genome assembly. NCBI's taxonomy places the organism in Eukaryota, Fungi, Ascomycota, Pichiomycetes, Serinales, Debaryomycetaceae.
AUGGCAUUUGUUCCGAGAAGAACGUUUCCAAAUUAUAACUUGCCUCUUGCCAAUUUCAAGGGACAUCAUCAAAAGGCACUUACAAAGUUUGGGCACUUGGCCCCUCAGAUAGACCUUGUUCUUGAGGUGAGAGAUUCACGAGCUCCAAUAUCGACAACAAAUGUAAUCUUCGACAAAGUACUUGCCCACAAACAGAAAAUAGUGUUAUACCUGAAAAAGGAUCUCUCUGUCUUGAAGAAGAAUCUCUUGGAUAAAUGGCAUGCCCAAGAAAAUGAACAAUAUAUGUUUAUAGAUGCUAGAAAUAAGAAAGAUGCAACAAAGGUGAUCGAUCUUGUUGCCAAACAUUAUCGCAGUUUGAACCCGCCCCCACCAUUGGGACUAAGACUCAUGGUCAUAGGGAUGCCCAACGUUGGAAAAUCAACUCUAGUAAAUAGCUUGAGAGACGUGGGCUACAUAUCUCAACUUUCCAACAAUAGAGUAUCACUGAAACGUAGCAAAGUUGCCAGAACAGGUGGUCAACCUGGAGUUACAAAGGCAACUAGUGAGAUUAUUCGUAUUAGUGAAUCCCCUGAUUUACUAAUGCAUGAUACUCCUGGUGUUUUCCUUCCCUCGGUUAAAGAUGCUGAGACUAUGUUGGCUCUUUCUCUCGUAGGCUGUGUUCAUUCUUCGUUCAUAGAUCCCGUAGUGCAAGCAGAUUACUUACUUUACUUGUUGAAUUUACAAGACCCAAAAGGUAAGUUGUAUCUGGAAUAUUUGCCACAUCCAACUAAUUCGAUUAUGGAGUUGCUUCAUGGGAUUGCCAAGAAGCGUGAUGUACUUAAGAUGACCAAGCCACUACAUUGGUCGGUGGGGGAGCCACUAGAAGAAACUUUUGAUGAAUUGGGAAUGGCUAACCAUUGGGUUAAUUUAUGGAAACAGGGAAAACUGCCCAAGUAUAAAGGGUUGUUUGAUUUGAGUGCCAUUGUAGAAACAAACGGAGAAGCUCUUCGUGAAAUCUUUCAGCAAGAAAAGGAGAGAGUAGGCACCAUGAACAUCAGCGAAAAAAUCACCGACAGCUUGGGAAAUGAUGGCUCUGGGAAAGAAAAGCAUAGGAAGAGAACUGCAAAGGAUAGGGAAUAUGAUUUGAAGAAUAGGCUAUUUAAGAUUUAA